CUAGUGAGCAGGAUAAUACCCAAGCCACGCAACAGUCCAGUAGCUCAUCGACUAGAGCUGCCGGUAAGAGACGGCGUCGCGCUGAGGUGCCAGCUGCAGACAGCAAGCUCGUCAAGCUUCAAGAGGAAUACGAUGAGCUGAAAACUUUCUCCUUACAAGUUUCUAUGGCCCGGUACAAGAAGUCCGAGCAAUUGGAGCAAGCGCAAAAGGAGUUGGAAACUUUGCGUAAAGAAAACGAGACGCUGAAAAAAACUCACGAGGACGAGUUAAAGAAGGCGAAGCAGUUGCACGAAGAAGAGUUGAAGAAAGUGAAGGAGCAAGCUGCCGCUGAUCUGGCCAAGAAUGAUGAAGAUGCGAAGAAGAAACUGGAGGAGAUGCGUCAUGAACGGAACGUUCUGAGCUCGACACUUAACCAUAUACUGGACGACCCCAAGAACCCUCAGCAAAUACGAACUAUUGUCGAUCUGGUAGCACAGAUUCAAGAGCUAAGGCGUCAACGCAAAGUUGAGCAACAAGAGCUGGAUCUUCAACACCAGCAGCACGCCCUAUCUCAAACCACUCCGCCUUCCAAGAGGCAGAUUAAAGAGCUUGAACUGCAGACGCAAUGCAAUCGCGAGACUCGUAUUUUCGUUGAAGAAGCGCGUCAGAUGCACCGACAAAUGGGCGAGCGGUUCGAAAAGGUAAAGAAUGUACAAGAACGCUACGCCGUCGAGCGCUCCAACCUGUCGGGGUCUAGUCAGUCGCAAGACUCGAUAGACGCGGGGCAGCUGCGCAGCGAUCGUCGCAGUUCGCAGUUGUCGGUGGCGUCUAAUGAGCAUUCAGAGCCGUCGCCCGGUGAGAUCCCGCUUACGGUUGACGCAGCAGAUGAAGAGGCCAAGAGCGGCGAUACAUCGCAAGGACGGCCACCACUAUUUACCACGUUUGGUGCACGCAGUGCGACGGCCGAUACGAAUACCAGCAGCAAUACCAGACUUACGACUCUGUCUCAACCGCAAUUCUAUCGCACACAAGCGGCCAGGGCGGAGAGCAAGACGCAACAAGGUGAAGCUGAAGACGAGGAGACAAAGGGCAACAAGUGA
This is a messenger RNA of Phytophthora nicotianae INRA-310, 1079 nucleotides long. RefSeq lists its product as hypothetical. The transcript is spliced from 3 exons. Bases 165 to 1079 code for a protein of 304 amino acids. NCBI's taxonomy places the organism in Eukaryota, Oomycota, Peronosporomycetes, Peronosporales, Peronosporaceae. The record is from RefSeq and is a predicted model, not a curated record.